Laetiporus sulphureus 93-53 is the source of this 927-nucleotide messenger RNA. RefSeq lists its product as uncharacterized. The transcript has 5 exons. The record is from RefSeq and is a predicted model, not a curated record. Lineage: Eukaryota; Fungi; Basidiomycota; Agaricomycetes; Polyporales; Laetiporaceae. The coding region runs from base 1 to 927 and encodes 308 amino acids.
AUGACCUCUCGGACACUUUUAUUUUUUCAGCCUAUUGCUUCGACACACUUCCGCCAUCUGAUCCCUUCUCAGAUCGCACCAAAACGAUGUAUUGGAACAGCUCAUGAGGUUGAGAGCACGAACAUCAGUCAUGCCAGGUCUAUUGCGGAAGCACCAACCAAGGCUAAGUGGCACGAUGCUGGGCACGACCCACUCCCACCGACCGUAUUCCUCCUAUAUCCCUCACAGCCGCUCUCGCAUGUCGCGCGGCUCAUACUCGCCUCCCUCGCUCCAGCCAGGCCCUCGGUGUCGUUCCGGAGCAGGACGCCCAACGGCAGCACGUUCUCGUGGGCAGGCUCGACCGACGUUGGCCACUUCAUCCGCGAUGCUGCGCGAGCGAGCGAGUUUAGGAUCUGCAUCGGCGAGGACGCAACGGGUGCCGCGCCCGACGGCCAGCACGUGCAGGCAAGAAUCAGCGUUGAGGUACCGUCGUUCGAAAGCCGGACGCGCUUUCUGUGCCGCCUGCCAGUGGUGGUUCAGGAGGAGCUCAGCAAGAUGGAGGCGCUUAAGCAUCAAUGCGAUAUUGAGGCGCACCGGGAGAAUGGCGAUGCUGGGGACGUUAUGGAGCCCAUCACAUACCUUUUCGGACUCUCAAUGGUGAUCAUUGGGUACCUCUCGUUCCUCUGCCAGGGACGAGAGGUGUCCUACUCAUCGGUGCUGCGGCGGAGCCGUUGGCUCGAGCUCGUGAGCGAGGGCAAGGCGCUGCGCAAGGAAAUUGACAAGAUCGCGGAGGACUACGACGAGCGGCUCCAUCAAGAGAAGCAGGAGGAGGCCUCGCACACGCAAGAACAGACAAGGCCCGAGGAGGCGGAUAGCUUGGCACACGAGUUCCAGAGCGAGGCUGACAGGGACACGGAGGCAAAAGCUGAUGGCGAGAGGAAGCUGUGA